Messenger RNA from Paramecium primaurelia, 1238 nucleotides. The record is from the annotation of a GenBank genome assembly. NCBI's taxonomy places the organism in Eukaryota, Ciliophora, Oligohymenophorea, Peniculida, Parameciidae.
AAUGGGUUGUUGCAUGAAAAGAAAGGCUCAUGUGGCAGCCAGUUCCAAUAAUCCAAGUCUUAGAUAGACUAAGAAAUUCGAUACUCAACGUUCUCGAAUUGAUGAAAUGAAGUCUGAAGUAUUUGAGAAAACAUUAUAUGGAAAUGAAGAUAACUAUUAUGAUGCAGAUGAAUUACGUUGCAUUGAUCGCAAUUAACUAUUAAGUCUUAUUAAAAGUGAACCCAAAAAAAUACGUUGGACUCCAGGAUAAGUGAUUGGGUAAGGUUCAUUUGGAAGAGUUAUAGAGGCAAUGAAUCUAGAUACAGGAUAAUUGAUGGCAGUUAAAUAGGUAAUGGUUGAUGUUAGAAAUGAAGAUCGAAUAAUAGCUCUUGAAAUAGAAAUCGAUUUACUUUCUUUAAUUAAUCAUAAGAAUAUAGUUUCUUAUUAUGGAAUGGAACGUACAGAAAAGACAUUAAAUAUCUUUCUGGAAAGAGUUGCAGGUGGAUCUUUGAGUUCAAUGCUUUAAAAAUUUGGUCCUUUUAAGGAACCUUUGAUUAAAGUUUAUAUGCGCUAAAUUUUAUUGGGAUUAGAAUAUUUACAUUAAAAUGGCAUAAUGCAUAGAGAUAUUAAGGGUGCAAAUGUAUUAGUUGACAAUUAAGGAGUUUGCAAAUUGGCUGAUUUUGGUAGCAGUAAGAAGAUUGCAUUAAAUAGCAAUAGCACUAUAUUUGGAACUCCUAAUUUUAUGGCUCCUGAAGUAGUAAAAUAAUAAAAAUCUGGGAGGAAGGCUGAUAUUUGGAGUCUAGGAUGUACUAUGAUAGAAUUGGCUACAGGUAAGCCACCAUGGCAUCAAAUAACAAAUUAAUUUGCAGUUAUGAUCAGAAUAGGUAAAGGUGAAAUACCAGAAAUUCCAGAAGGAUUUUCUGAAGAAGCCAAAAAUUUUGUUUCGCAUUGUUUAGAGUAUUUAAGGGAGUAAAUAUAUUAUUAGGGUUGAUGAACAUAAACGAUGGAAUGCUACCAAAUUAUUAAAACAUCCUUUUCUGAUCCAAUAGAAUAAACUCGAAAUUCCUUAAGGAAGGACUCCUUUACGUAAUACACCUGGAAGUAAAUCAAAAUAAAAAUAGAAAUCAUUUAAAUAUCCAGAAUAGGAAACUUCUCACUCUCCUGGUUAAUUAAAAGAAUUUGAUUAACAGCAAUCAGAUCACCUUCAACCUAUGAUUGAUAGUUCCUUUGUUCUCAAAUAGAGAAGAUAAUAGGAAUGA